Molecule: messenger RNA, 332 nt
Organism: Staurois parvus
Lineage: Eukaryota; Metazoa; Chordata; Amphibia; Anura; Ranidae
Source: the annotation of a GenBank genome assembly
AAUCAGCUGUGUCCAAUCACAGCUGAUCACAUGGCAAUGAUGAUCAGUGUGCACUGAUGAUCAGUAUGGCCCUAAAAGUGCCACCUGUCAGUGUCCAUCAGUGCCAGCAGUCAGUGCUCAUCAGUGCCACAUUCCAGUGCCCAUCAGUGCCACAUAUCAGUGCAUACCAGUGCACAUCAAUGCCACAUAUCAGUGCCCAUCUGAGCUGCCUUUCAAUGUCACCCAUCAGUGCCAGUCAGUGCCACCUAUCAAUGCCAAUCAGUGCUGCCAAUCAGUGCCACCUAUCAGUGCCAGUCAGUGUCGCCUAUCAGUGCGCAUCAGUACCACCUAUC